This is a messenger RNA of Fusarium musae, 1068 nucleotides long. RefSeq lists its product as uncharacterized. The record is from RefSeq and is a predicted model, not a curated record. Gene Ontology annotation, molecular function: FMN binding; oxidoreductase activity. The transcript has 3 exons. Bases 1 to 1068 code for a protein of 355 amino acids. Lineage: Eukaryota; Fungi; Ascomycota; Sordariomycetes; Hypocreales; Nectriaceae.
AUGGUUUCAGACAAAUACCUUGGCAGCAAUGAAGACGUCGCAGUCACCGGGGCCGCAUCAAACUUGCUGAAGAGUUGGUCAGAUUGGACGGCCGUUACCAAGAACCAGAACUGUCAUAUGAUCGCUCAAUUAAACCAUCCAGGACGGCAAUCUGCAAUUGGAGCUGGAAAGAGAAGCAUCUUCUCAAAGACAAUCGAUCCAAGUGCUAUUCCCAUCAACCUUGGAGACAACAUCGUUGCCAAGCUAAUCCGCAUGUUGGUGUUUGGGACUCCGAGAGCCAUGACACGGUAUGACAUCGACGUUGUCAUCGCGCAGUUCACUCAAGCUGCGCAACUGGCUUACCAAGCUGGCUUUCAAGGUGUUGAAGUUCAUGCAGCACACGGGUUUCUGCUCUCUCAGUUCAUGUCGCCUAAUAGCAACCAGCGCGAUGAUGAUUUCGGAGGUUCAACAGACAAGCGUGUCGAACUAGUACUUCGAAUUAUCCGAUCCAUCCGAAGAGAAGUCCCUAAGACAUUCUGCGUUGGUGUAAAGAUCAAUUCCGCAGACUUCAAAGAUGAAGAGGGUAUGACUCAAAUGCUACGACAUAUCGAGUUGAUUCAACAGGAGGAAAUUGACUACAUCAAUCUCAGUGGUGGGUCCUUCGAAGACCCGCAGAUGAUGAGUACCAAUUCGUCCCUGCAGCCAAAAUCUACCAGGUCUCGUUCAAGUAUUCGUGAGGGAUUUUUCCUCCGUACGAGUGAAGAGAUUCGUCGCAAAUUUCCCGAUCUUACGCUCCUUUUGACAGGUGGGUUCAGAAGCCGAAACGGUAUUGCUGGAGCUCUUGAUAGCAGCGCCUGUGAUCUCAUUGGACUUGGGAGACCAGCUGUGAAAUAUCCAGAGUUGCCGAACAAGAUCAUGUUUAAUGAGGAUAUAAGCGACGACGAGGCUAGAUUUGAUGUGGAGUCUGCUCCCGGUGGAGGAUGGUUGGCUUCAAAGGUCCGCUCUGUUGGAGCAGGCGCUGAAACUGUAGGUUCAUACCCUCUCAUUAAGCGAUUAUGUUUUGUCGCUCAAUAUGCAAUUUCUGACUAA